AUGAUCAGCACUAGAUUGUCUGCAGAUUGCUUGGUGCCUUCCGCCUUCUUUCUGUAUAUAUUCUUGCUUUGUUCGUCUCGUCUACACUGCUAUGCUAGAGAUAUUCUGAAGCCUGGCGAGCGGAUUACUGACAAUGGAGAAACUCUCGUCUCCACCGGAGGAAGGUUUGCAUUGGGAUUCUUUACUACUACCAACAAAAGUUUUGUCGGGAUAUGGUAUAACAAGUGGGAUCAACAAGCAAUUGUAUGGGUGGCCAACCGAGACAAUCCAGUACUCAAGGGCACUUCCACCAGAGGUUCAUUUGGAAUUGGAGAAGAUGGCAACUUCAAGGUGUUCGAUGCCACCGGAAAAGAGUAUUGGUCUACAGUUCUUGAUGAUAAAUCCUUGUCUACAAAUCGAAUUACUCUGAGUCUGAAGCUCAUGGAUUCUGGAAACCUGCAAUUAUUAAGCAGAAAUGAUGAUCAGUCGGUGGAGAGCCUGUGGGAGAGCUUCAAAAAUCCGACGGAUACAUUUCUUCCAGGUAUGAAGAUGGAUAAGAACCUGAUGUUGACUUCAUGGAAAGGUUAUGGCGACCCGGGAAGAGGGAAAUUCACGUUUAAGCAAGAUCCAGAAGAAGAGGGCCGGUAUAUUAUCUCAAAGAAACCGGUCGAUUACUGGAAAAGUCGGAAGGGAAGCAAUUUCGUGGGCUCAGAUCCUCUGCGUCAUGCAAUACUCUGCUUGUUAUCGAAUUUCAGCGAGAGCGUCAAUUAUAGCAUGUAUAAUAAGUCAACAAAACUGCCUCGCGAUUAUAGUUCCACAAGGUUGGUGAUGGAUUACAGUGGCCAAUUAAAGUAUCUGACGUGGGAGUUGGAUCAUUGGAGUUUGAUAUGGUUUGUGCCGGAAGACAACUGUAGCGUUUAUAAUGUCUGCGGGAACUUCGGCAGCUGCAAUAUUAACGAUAGGAUAAGAUGCAAAUGUUUGCCGGGGUUCAAGCCUAGUAACCCGGAGAAGUGGAAUUCUGAAGAUUUUUUUGGUGGGUGCAUCAGAAAAUCGACGUCAUGUGGCAAGAGCGACACGUUCUUGAGCUUGAAGAUGAUGAAAGUGAGCGACCCAGAUUCUGAUUUCGAGGGAAAAAAUGAAACAGAGUGUAGAAACGAGUGCCUCAACGACUGCCAGUGCAAAGCUUAUUCAUAUGAGGCGGCGAAAAACAGAAAGCAACAAAGAGGUGAAUCAGGUGAUAACAGUACCUCUAGUGCGGCGGACGUCUGCCGGAUUUGGAGUAAGGAUGUAACUGGUCUGCAAGAGGAGUAUGCAAACGGUGGUCGUAACCUCUCCGUCCGCAUAGCCAAAUCUGAUAUAGAAUCGACAACAAGGAAUUGUGAGCCUUGUGGCACAAACAUGAUUCCCUAUCCGCUCAGCACUGGACCAAAUUGUGGUGACCCCAUGUACUUCAGUUUCUACUGCAACUAUUCCAUAGCCCAGGUUAGCUUCAAGACACCCAGUGGCACCUAUCGAGUCACCAGUAUCGAUCCAAGUACACGACAAUUUGCCAUCCAAGUCAAACAUGCAGCAUAUGAUAGAAAUUCAAGUGGAAUUCUGCAGCUCAAUGAGUCAUUACCGUUUAAUAUUGUGACUGCUGAUUCUGGAAUCCAUAGUUCUCAAGUUACAGAUGAUCAAGUAGAGAUUAGUUGGGAGCCCCCGCAAGAGCCAAGUUGUAUUUCAUCCAGAGACUGCAAGGACUGGCCAAAUUCAACUUGCAAUGCCGGAAGAGAUGGAAAGAGGAGGUGCCUUUGCACUGGAAACUUCAUAUGGGACGGCUCAAAUUUUAAUUGUACUAAAGAUGGUGAUUUUCCUCAGACUUCAAAAGGAAAGAUGUCGUUGACUCUAAUUGUUACGAUACCUCUAAUAGUAGUGUUUGUUCUGGCAAGUGCAAUUGUUUGUAUAUGUUUGUGGAGAAGAAAGAAGGCCAAGAAACAAGAAAACAUAAGAAGCAACGAAAGAAAUCGAGUACUUCGCACAUUUGACAGUGAAAGACAUCUCAAAGACUUGAUGGACUCGGGUGAGUUCAAGGAAGAAGAUGAGAAAGGCAUAGAUGUACCAUUCUUUGAUUUGGAAAGCAUUCUAAUAGCUACAAAUAGCUUCUCGGAUGCAAACAAGCUCGGCGAAGGAGGCUAUGGGCCAGUUUACAAGGGCACAUUUUCAGGUAGUCAAGAAAUUGCAGUAAAGAGGCUCUCAAGUGUUUCAAGACAAGGCUUUCAGGAAUUUAAAAACGAGGUAGUGUUAAUUGCAAAACUUCAACAUAGAAAUCUUGUUAGACUUCGGGGAUAUUGCAUACAAGGAGAUGAAAAGAUUUUACUCUAUGAGUACAUGCCCAACAAAAGCUUAGACUCAUUUAUAUUUGAUCAAAAGCUAAGCAUGUGUUUGGAAUGGGAAAUGCGCGUCAACAUCAUUUUGGGAAUAGCUCGUGGGCUUCUUUAUCUUCACCAUGACUCCAGAUUGAGGAUCAUCCAUAGAGAUCUGAAAACCAGCAACAUUCUUUUGGACAAUGAGAUGAACCCCAAAAUAUCUGACUUUGGCUUGGCAAGGAUUGUUGGAGGCAAAGAAACCGGGGCAAACACAAAUAGAGUAGUUGGAACUUAUGGCUAUAUGUCUCCAGAGUAUGCAUUAGAUGGAGUUUUCUCAGUUAAAUCUGAUGUUUUUAGCUUUGGUGUAGUUCUACUUGAGAUUAUAAGCGGAAAAAAGAAUACAAGAUUUUACGAGUCAGAACUAGCCAUGAGCCUUAUAAGUUAUGCAUGGAAAUUAUGGGUUGAAAACCAAGCAUUGGACUUUAUGGACCCAGCUCUACACGAAGUUUGCAAUGCAUAUCAGUUUGUGAAGUGCUUAAAUGUUGGACUCUUAUGCGUACAAGAAGACCCAAAUGACCGUCCCACCAUGUCAAACAUUGUUAUCAUGCUUAACAGUGAAACUGCAAUAGUUCCAACCCCAAAACAACCAGCAUUUGUUCCAUGGAGAGGCCUUUCUAGCAGAGCUACUUCUUCUAGUAAACCGUACACAUAUACAGAAUCAACUAGUAGCUUAGAAGGAAGAUGAUCGAUAAUGCAUGAUACCAAUGCAAGUUCUCUUGCAAAGGUUUUGGGGGACAAAACAUUGGUUUUUAUAAAUAAGAAGGUUGUAAUAGCCCUUCACCCAAAUGAAACUUUUCUCCCUAUAUCUAUUCCCUUACAAA
Messenger RNA from Alnus glutinosa, 3205 nucleotides. Its product is annotated as G-type lectin S-receptor-like serine/threonine-protein kinase At4g03230. Gene Ontology annotation, molecular function: ATP binding; protein serine/threonine kinase activity. Gene Ontology annotation, biological process: protein phosphorylation; recognition of pollen. NCBI's taxonomy places the organism in Eukaryota, Viridiplantae, Streptophyta, Magnoliopsida, Fagales, Betulaceae. The record is from RefSeq and is a predicted model, not a curated record. The transcript has 8 exons. Bases 1 to 3069 code for a protein of 1022 amino acids.